AUGGUGGUGGUGGCGGUGGGAGGGGGCGGCGGCGGCGGCUGGGGGACGUGGGAGGAGCUGGUGCUGGGCGGCGCAGUGAUCCGGCAUGGGGGCGCCGCGUGGGCCACCGUGGCCGACGAGCUCCGGACCCGCUCCCCGUGCACCUUCUCGCCCGAGGAAUGUGAAGCAAAAUUUGCAGAGAUACAGUUGCGGUACUCUGCAUGCAAUGCUUGGUUUGAAGAGCUUCGUAAGCAGAGAGUUGCUGAACUCAAAAGGGAUUUGGAGAAGUCGGAAAAUUCUAUUGGAUCUCUCCAAUCUGUUAUUCAAAGCCUCAGCAAUAGCAAACAUGUUGAUGGGAGUUCUGAAUGCCGCACCAGUCAUACUGAAUCAUGUCCGCGCUCCGAAAAUACAGCAGAUACUAAUUCCUCAGGUAAAGAAACGUCCAGGGAUAGAUCAUCAGCUGCUAGUUUCACAGAGGAAGCAAGCAACAGUCAGAAAUCUCAGAAAGUGCAGCAGUGUGAUACUGAUUCAAUUCAAGCUAUCAAUCCAUCACCAGAUGAGUCAUAUCCCCAGGCCCAAGUUGAAAAGGUCAGUCCCAAAGAUGGCUUGCUUUGGGGUUCUAGAAAACAAAGAGGAAGGAGAGCUAGAAGGACACUUCUGAAAGGUGGUGAUAGUAGUGGGGAUGGUGAACCUACAUCUACAGCAUGCAUACAGAGGGAGGGUUCGUCUGAAGGCUGCAUGAAGAACUUGAAAACUCCAAAUGUAGAAUCAGUUGUUCUGAAGAAGGGUGUGAAAACUCCAAAGGUAGAAUCUGGUGUGAUGAAUAAGGAUUUGAAAACUCCAAAUGUAGGAUCUGGUAUAAUGAAGAAGGGCUUGAAAACUCCCAAAGUAGAAUCUGGUAUGAUGAAGAAGGGCGUGAGAACUCCUAAAGCAGAAUCUGAUGUUAUGAAGAAGGGGUUGAAAAUUUCCAAAGUAGAACCUGAUGUUAUAAAGAACUUGAAAACUCCCAAAGCAGGAUCUGAUGUUAUGAAGAAGGGCUUGAGAUCUCCAAAGGCAGAAUGUGGCCAGCCUGUGAUUGAGAGAGUUAAACUGAAGCUGGCAGAAAUUUUGAAUACUAUAUCGACUCAAGAUGACUGCAAAAUGUUGCAACGCCAACUUGAUACUCAGAGGAAAAGAGCUAGAUAUAAGAAGAUGAUUCGCCGGCAUAUGGACUUCCGAAUACUUCACUCUAAGGUCAAGAGUGGCGCAAUCUCUUGCACCAAGGAGCUUCUGAGAGAUAUGCUCAUUUUCAUCAAUAAUGUAAUAGCCUUCUACCCGAAGGCUACAUUGGAGCACAUGGCUGCGGUUGAGCUUCGUGACUUUGCAUGCAAAACAGUGAAGCAGAGUGCAAGCUUGUUCUUGAAAAGCCAUGGAGAGACCAGAACAGCUGGUGCCCCUGUAGUAAAGAAGAAUGCUCGAGCCCUGCAGCCUGGACGCCCUGGCCCUGGUGAUGCAAGGGCAAUCAAGGUUUCUUCAAGGGACGCUACUGCCAAGGAAGGAGAUGGCAAGAGACCUUGCAGUGAUGUGCUGGCUGAUCAAAAGACUAUACAGAGAAAUGAGCAAGCCAAUAAGAGAGGUGUGGGUCGGCCUCCAAAGAGUGGGCAGAGGAUUGCUGAGGCGCAGGAAGAUAGCCCCAUCAAAGGCCGGAAAAGGGGCGCUGGGGCACUGGUAGAUAGCCCCAGCAAAGGCAGGAAGAGGAGUGCGGCAGCACAGGAGGAUAGCCCCAGCAAAGGGGGCAAGAAGAGCCGGCGGUGA
Messenger RNA from Miscanthus lutarioriparius, 1773 nucleotides. NCBI's taxonomy places the organism in Eukaryota, Viridiplantae, Streptophyta, Magnoliopsida, Poales, Poaceae. The record is from the annotation of a GenBank genome assembly.